CGGCCUUAAUAUAAGGGCGGUUUUUUCGAAAAUUUCUAAACAUGAUGGACAUUGAUGAAAUAGAAUUCAAAGACCCACCUGAAUUUAUUACAUAUGUCUCCAGCAGGUUAAACUUAACGAAAGAGGAGUUUCAAGACGAAUUUCAUGAAGCCUGUGUUAAUGGAUACUUCGAUACUCCUGUUUACUCCACCGUUCGGAAGCUUUUUCGCUUUCACUGCUUUUGCAGCAGCCGCUUCAGGACUAAAAACAAAAUGUUGUGUAUGACUAAGCUUUUUGAAUAUCUUAUAUCGGGAAAAAUAGGAUUUGAGAACCUUAGGCGCAAGUUGAAAGAAUAUGAUUAUUCUGCCAGGUGCAGCCUUGUGUGGACAACUAAUUACUUUGCAUACCGUUGCAGAACUUGUGGAAUGUCCCCGAGUAUGUCUCUUUGCAGUUCCUGCUUUACUGCUGGUAAUCACGACGGACACGAUUUUAAUAAGUUCAAAAGCCAUGCUGGUGGUGCUUGUGACUGUGGUGACGCCUGUGUAAUGAAGGAAUCAGGAUUCUGUCGUUUUCAUGGACCAGAUAAAGUGCAUAAUCGCCCAGUACCUCCAGAUGAAUUGGUUGCACCACUUAGAUGUUUACUUCCAAGUUUCUUAUCCGCCUUGUUAUACUGGCUUUGGGAAUAUGGAAGAGAUAAUGAGGGAUUAGAUUUCAAUGAAGACGAUACAUCCGCUAUCUCAAUUCUUCAUGCAUUACAUGCUAGCGGGUGGGUUACCCAGAAAAUGAUAGCUGAUGUUAUGAUUGAUAAGUUGGUUUACGAAAAAUUAAUAUUUGAAAGUGAAAACCGAAGAGCUUGUGAAGACUAUCAGUUAAGUGUAUCGAGUAAUCCUGAAUUCGAAUUCCCACCCAUUAUAAGCAAUCAAGAUUUGGUACACCAAACACUUUUGGAUGCUUUCAUAUUUUCGACGAUAAAAUUACGCUUUCCAGAGAGUUUAGUCACAUUCUUAAUUGGUUUGUUAGCUGUUGAAACAUUCAAAGAAGAAUUUAUACAAUCAUAUCUUAAUCAUUAUACGCGUAUAGCUGCUACUGUACUGCUUUCUGCACGUGCACGUAUUGCACCUGAAUGGUCGUUACAGAUGAAUAAUCGAAUUGUGCACAUAUCAGUACAACUGUUCAGUGGUGAAGAAUUAGCGCUACGUGUGAUUAAACAGCGGAAUCUACAUCAUCUACUUGUCCAUUGCUUAUUAAAUAUGUUUGCAUGUUGUCGCACUCGUUUGGACGAUAGGAGUAAUAUGGUGCUCAGUUGUGAUGGGAUAUUAAUUCAAAAUAAUGUAUUUUGGCCAUUUGUCUCAGAUUUAAGCAAUCUGGUUUCGCAUAAAUCAAUUGUUGAUAUCCUUGUAGAAGAUGCUGAUUUUUUGAGUGCAUGGACAAAGUUGAUACGAUAUAUGCAGUUUAUGAAUUGUUUUACAAUGAAAGAAGGGAAUCAUAUUGAAUAUGAAACAAUGACAUUUUACUAUGCUUUUACAAUGGAAGUUGAAAUCAGUUCCAGUACUAUGUGGAAUUUUUGGCAGCAUUAUCGUCUCCCUUCUGAACGUGAACAUUGUUUAUUGUAUACUAAGGCCUGUCUAUCAAGUCUAGGUGAUCUACUGAAUAAUCUUGGUCGUUUAAUUUCCCCAACUGUACCAGAAACACGACCAACACGUUCAGCUCUCAGUCUUCACUUACCAUUGAUGCGUCAUGUCUCUUGUUUUCUUCACUUGUCUGUUAUGCAACAUGGUGUGAAUGUACGGCAAUUAUUGGCUGAUUAUCUUUUGCCAAAACCACGUUUACUAAGACGUUUUAUGGAACAUUUAGUGAAUGUUUUGUUAGGUUGUCAUGAAGUGCUCAUUGGUUAUUGGAUACGUAAUGGUCAGGGUGUCAGACAGUCUGUUUCACACUAUAUGCAAAGCCAGUUUUGUUAUUCAUCUAUUGAUUUGGAUAUAUUUGCAUUACAAGUUUGUACAGCUUUAUUACCACCUGCGUAUUUUUUAAACGCUUUAGUUGAUCAAACAAAACUGCUACGAGGUAUAUGCUUUCAUAAUGAACUGUUAAGUUUGAUUACACCACCUGAGCCAAAAAAUCUUGAUCGUAAACCAAUGGCUUUAGAAGCCUGGUUAACAAAUCUUUGUUGGAUAUUGGAUAUACGCAAUAAUCUAGGCUUAUCACAAGAAGAAUUACUACGUAAGGAACUUGUUUCUGUCUUAGCUCCAGAAUCGAGAAAACGUAGUGAUCUUUUAAUUCUUAUUCCUGAACGUUGUGGAGUAACUAGUACAUCAGACAAUUUAGACUAUGUAUUAAAAAAGGUGGCAACUUAUGCUGCACCUACAUGUGAUGAAAACUCUGGCAGCCUUAUUAGUGGACAUUAUUUUCUACGGCCUAGUUUAUGGCAUACUGAUUUCGAUCCAGUUUUUCAUAUGCUUCGAGUGAAUAGUCGAAGAGAAUCAGCUUUAGCUAUGGAGAAAUAUCGAGAACAUUGUCGUCAACGUCAUGGUGUUACAAAUGUAUCGUCUUUAUGGCCACCAUUUCGUAAACCUAAACAAUUACCACCAGAUUUUCAUGGUCUGGAUCAUGUUUUACAUAGUCGCCAUUUGCAUUAUUUGAUAUUUAUACAACUGAGCCUUUAUGUGUAUGGUGAUCCACUUGUAACUGAAGAAAGCCUGGCUAUGAUAAUUCAUCUAAUUGAUCGAGCCUUAGAUGUUCCUUGUCGUUUGCCAACAAAUAAUAGAAAAGCUUGUACUCAGGUUUUUAUGGAAACUCAAGGAUGUGAUGAUAUCGAAUCCACCUCAUCGAUACCACUAAAUAUCAGUAGUUGCGGAAGUAGUUUGAUACAGCAACAACUACAAAAAUCAAAUGGAGUGCAACAGCAGUCAUCAACACAAAACUUUCAACCGCAUAAUAAAGCCUUCACAGAUGAUGUUUUAAUGGAUUGGGAAAGGGGAACAUUUGAAGAAAUUAUCGAAGAUACAGACUCUGAUAGACUUGAUCAAAUUGACUGUGAUGAUGAUGACUACGAAGAUGAUGAUGAUGACGAUACAGGUGGUCAAGGUGGUGGUGCUGGUGGUAGUUCAGAUGAUCGUGAAGAAUCUGAUUCACAACGUGAUCAUGGCAAAGUACGUGGUCGUAUAAGUGGUUAUCGUUCACCGCAUAUAUGGUGUCGUCAGCCAUGGAGUACUUCAUUAAGCCCAUUACCAUUAUAUCCUUCUACAACAUCAUCUACUAAUCGUCAUAAAAAAUAUUGGGAUACAAGUUUAAUUAGUUGUCCAUAUGAACCGCGUACAAGUAUACAAGAUAAUUUAAACUGUUGGCUUAUGGUAUCAAAAAGUUAUGUGCCAUAUGUUUCUUGUGCUCAAGUAAUGCUAGCUAGUUUACUUAAUCAAGAUUCUACAGAUUCAAAUAUCACUAUGAGUACAGUUCCAGUAUUACCUAAUAAUGAAUUAAAAAGUGAUAGUAAAAACGUCAUAUUAGACAGUCUGAUCUCGUUAUUAAUCAAAGCACAUGCACGUCUUUACUGGAGUCGUGUUGUUGGUGGAGCUGAAGCGAUCCCUAAAAUCGCUGUUGGUGGAUCAGGAUUCACUGAUCCCAAUACACCUCCAUUACAAUCAUCUAAUGUAAUUGGUGAAUCACCUACAAUCUCAGUGAUGAUGAUGCCAAGUUUAAAUGAAGAAAGUAAUAAUAUCCUAAUAGUAGGCCAUAAUCAAGGAAAUAAUUGGGAAGAUUUUGUGAAUACUUUUCCAAAACAUACUUCUGGUAAUCCGACUAACUUUUUGUCUGCUCGUUGUAUGUCUGUCUUGAUGCCAAAUGAAGGCAAUCAAUGCUUAGAAUCCGAUAAUUCUAAUGAUCGUACUCCUCAAUCUUCUACACUAAAUACUGUGAAUCUUAAUCCAUCAGUUGUUGCACAAUUAUCACCGGAAUUACGGUAUUUCGCUUCUUCAAAACCAGCCUAUUGUCUUCCAGAAGAGAGGAGUCAGUCAACUGAUGGUCAAACGUGUGGUCUAACCAGUUCACCUAUAGGCAACUAUCCACCUUCCCAAUCUACGGACGAUCAAACUGAUUUUACAUCAACAAAUGAAUGUCAUUAUACCAAUUUUGGUGAUGGUGCUUAUUGGAUAGAACGUUUGUUAGAUAAAAUUGCAUCUCUAUCAGAAAAUAAUAAGUCAGCAAUCAAAAUGUAUUUGGCUAGGGCAAGGAAGCCAUACACUCCUGUAGCGCAACUACAUACACAUCAGCCAAUGGAUACUGUGUCAUCAAGUAAGGAUGUAAAGCUAAUGCAAGGUCAGCAACGGCAGCAACAGCAACAGUUAGAAGGAGAUUUUCGCAUUUCCAAGAAAAUUGAUGAAGACACUUCCACCUCCCUACAAAAUCAUGAAACGGCUACUGCGUUGAAUAUUACAUUUCCUUCAACAAAUGAUUGCUAUCCUUCAACAGCUCAAAAUGUGACAAAUUCAUCAGCUGUUACACCAACAAUAACAACUGUUACACGUGAAGAAAGAAAACGUUUAGCACAAGAACGACGUAAACGACUCAUGGAACAAAUGGCGUCUAAACAAAAGGCAUUUGCUUCUUCUCAUUUCAAGGAUAUGGAAUUAAUUAAUCAACAGACAAUAGAUCGGCAAGAGCAUAUAGAUAAAAGUGAGUCAUCCUAUGAAUGUGUUAUUUGUCAAACAUCUGGUCGACCUUCAACUGAUGAUAUGGUUCUUUUAGAUAUGAUGUGUGAAUCAAAUCUCAUGCUCCAACUCCGAGAAACUGCUAUAUUACCCACAUUGUCUGGACGAGAUCUAAGCCAAUCUUCAGGUUUUCUUCCAGUUACUUCGGAUGCUGACGAGUUGUCAUGGUUAUCACCUGAGCGACCGCCUGCUGAUCCCUCUUUUAGAGAUGGCCUAUUGCUUCAUGCAACAAUCUCUGAUAAUCCAUCUCCUGGCAGUGUAAGCAGCCAAGCUCCUGCAGGUAUUGUUGGUCUACCUGUAAAUUCGUUAAGUACCACUACUGUUAUUGGUCCUUCUGUUGUAACAUCAUACGCAAAAAGUUCAUCUGCAUCACCAAAACAUCAAAACUCUUUGGAACAUAAACAAUCAAAGCAUCAAAAAUGUUUCGUUGAAUCUCGUCAAUGGUGGACUUAUGCAUUACCUUCUUUCAUAUCUCAAACACUGCCAUUAUUACGUUCUGGACUACUGUUACAAACCUGUGGUCACGUUGUGCAUCGAGAGUGUUUCCAACGUUAUCGUACACAUGGGGGUAAUCGAUCGGCUGCAGCACGUAAUCGUUCAUGGAUUACAUGUCCUCUGUGCAGACGAGAUAUUCAUCAUCUUCUACCGUUAGUUCCAUUGUCUAGCUCUGAUACUGGUGAUAAACAGCAUUCAUUCCCUUCUGUAGAAUAUGCUCAAGAAAAUAUUGACACCCUUUUAGGUGUACUGAAUUCACUUUCAACUACUGGUUCAACUAUUUGGAACGAUCUGAAUGGUUUUGACGAUGAGUUGAAUCUUCAACGUCGAGUCCUGAUGUCUCAACUACUCAGCGAUAAGUAUGAGGCUAUAAUGUUACUAAGAUCUCAACUGGAAUGUGAAUUAAGUGUCUUGAUGAGUUUUCCAUCACAGUAUUCUUUGGUCUCACGUCGUUGUUACUGGCGUGAAUUUAUAUGUUAUCUUCGACAAAUCUAUAAAAAGUCAUCUGAUGUUCAAAGUUUAUUACAAUGCUUGAUGGUUGAUGAAGCCUCGAAACCGGAUAACACUCCGAUUCCAGUGUUUGCUUUACUACAAGAUCCAGUUGAUAUUCUACUUGGAUUGUUACCUCAUAUAUGGCCACGUGAAGACAUUUUUCACACGGUCUUAGCGUCUACCUUUUGUUUGGCGUAUAUACGAGCACUGAUCAGUGUAGUAUUCAACCGGUCAACUAAGUCUACACGUUUUAAUUUAAUUGAACAAAUCAGUGCUACACAACCGUUGUUAAGUAAAAUUUCCGGUGUUUUGGCAAGACAUUUACACAUUUUACUUAAACGUUUAAGUGAAUUGAACUUCCCACCGUCUGCAGCCAGUUCAACUCCCCAACAACAUUUCACAGAUGUUAUUGGUGCCUGUCAAUCAUCAGUUCGAGUAGAACGUGUUUUAAAUUUGUUAUAUUUAGCGUCGAAAUUACCGGAUGAUAAUUUCUUUCACCAUACAUCACCAUCAACAUCAUCUUCUGAAUCAAUAACUACAUCAUUUCACAAUCUUCCAAAUGAAUAUAAUCAGAAUCAAAUAGAAUUACAUAUUAUUUUACGUGUCCUACCAUUUCUACGUAUUGCUAGUCUAUGUUGGACACAUUGGCGUCCAGAUCAUGCUGGCAAUGUGAAACCAUUAGGAUUACCUUUUGUCGGCCAGUUAACUAAAUUAUCUACUCAAUGUAGUGUCGAUAAGCAAUCAAUAGAACUAGUGUGUGUCACACCUGAACAACGAUUAGUGGAGUUUAGUGACCUUUGUCGUAUACUAUCAUUGGAUUGUGGAGACAGCGUAGUUAUCAAUGUAGGCCAAGUUGGUGAAUUAGCUGGUAGUCUAUGUGGAAUAGUACGCACACCUAAUAAUGAUGACGCUAUACAUUGUCUUAUUGAUCGAUGGUUAGGUCAAAUUAAAAAAGCAUCUCAAACAUAUCCAACUGGUGUUUCCACACAACGAUUAUCUCAGUCUUCAACUGUAUCUGCUUCACUUGCACCUUCUACUGUGAAAAAUACUGAUGAACGAAUCAUUUCUACGAAAUGUAUGGAUGUUUCCGUUGUUAAUAAUCAAGUAUCAGAUUUCACAAAACAUAUAGUUAGUUAUCUACGGCCAUUAGUUGAAAUUGGUCGUCAGUUGUAUUCUCCUCGUCUAAUUCGUACACCAGCAUCAUUUGAUGUACUUUUUAAUGCAUUACACUUGAUCAGUUGUUCAUCAAAUCAACAUCGAUUUCAAGAGAAUAUUCUAUGUCUUAUCUGUGGACGUUUAUUAUGCAGUUUAUGCAGUAAUUUGGCAACUGUUGUUGUUGAACAUACCUAUGGAUGUGGUGGUUCCUCUGGUGUAGUACUUGAAGUCAAUACUUCAAUUGUUUAUGUAUCGCUUGGAUCUAAUAUCUGUGAUUGGGGUUCAGUUUAUUUGGAUGAAUAUGGUGAAGAAGAUUUAGAGUUAAAGAUUUCUAAAGGUUUAAAUUCAUUUCAAUAAAAAGGCCAUGGUUGUGUACUUCUACUGGUGCAUUUAUUUCGAACGGAUGUCGAUUUCUGCUGAAAACUCGAUUCAAUACACAUACACAUUUGUAUACGUCAGUGCAAAGUUACAGCAAUUUUAUGAUCAGUCGAGGUUGUCUGGACAGUUUGUUAAUGAGUUCUGUUAUACUCAAUAUAAUCCUGCUCUACUGGUGUUAAUUAUAUUCCUAUCUAGUUUGUAUAGCGUGUAACUAUACACGUUAUUCAUCGGUAUAUUUCAUAUUUACCUCAUUGGCUUAAACAUUCGACUUACAAUCUCAGUGAGUUCUGCGAUCAAAUCCUGCUUUCCUCUACCUCCUCUCGAACAACCGGAUAUCAUACACCUUAAUGCAAUGAAUGUAACCCAUAGUCUG
Messenger RNA from Heterobilharzia americana, 7575 nucleotides. Lineage: Eukaryota; Metazoa; Platyhelminthes; Trematoda; Strigeidida; Schistosomatidae. The record is from the annotation of a GenBank genome assembly.